AUGCCAGCCCAGUCGCGGACAUCGGUGGCCAUCGUGGGCGGAGGACCCGGAGGUAUCGGAGCAGCCAUUGCUCUAAGUAAGCUGCCUUUUCUUCAGGUGACUUUGUUCGAGAAGAACCCAGAGCCACGCGAGGCCGGUGCCGGGAUCAGUCUAAGCACCAACGCUUGGAAAGUCCUGGAUCUGCUUGGUGCAAGCGAGGGUGUGAAAGGGGGCUCUAAGCAGAAUACAUAUCAAAGGAAUGCCUAUACCGGGAAGGUCAUCAGUAUCGCCGAGCAUCCGGAGAAUUCAGCUGGGGAGCAUCGAGGCUCUAUACGUGCGAGAAGAACCCGCCUCCAGCGAGAACUUCUCUCCAAAGUCCCCGAAGGCAUCAUUCAGUAUGGUAAAAAGCUCAUUCGACAAGAAGACUUGCCGACUGCAGGAGUGGGUUUGCAUUUCCAGGAUGGAACCUACUUCGUUGCAGAUCUUGUCAUUGGAGCCGAUGGGCUGCACUCGGUUGUUCGUCGGACACUCUUUCCCGACCAUGAGCUUCGGUUUACUGGAAACACGCAGUGGCGUGUGCUUUUGCCCAAAGCCCUUUUAGCUCAUUUACCAGAUAUUACCUCCGCAACGGGCUGGUGGUGGGGCGAACAGGGUCAUGUUUAUUUCUCCGACGUGGAUGACGAGACGGAGACCGAUGAUCCGUAUUUUGAGAUCACUGUGCGUUCUUACAUCGAAGAGUUCACCGCUGGCGAAACUGUCAGCUGGGGCAUUCCUGCGUCCAAUGCAAAAGUGGCAUCGCGCGUCUUGCAAUUUGAUGAAAGGGUACAGCAGGCAGUAGGCGCUGUUCCUGAGGGUCAGUGGAGGGAGUUCUCAGCUUAUGCCGGUCCAAGGUUGGCCGAGAUCAUCGGAUGGAACAAGGUUGCUCUUGUGGGAGAUGCCAGCCAUCCUUUGUCCGGGGCUUUUGGCUCUGGGGCGACAUUUGCGAUGGAGGACGCAUGGAUCUUAAGCCGGGCCCUAGAACAUACUCAUCUUUCAUCGGAGCCUAUUAAAAAUGCCCUCGAAAUAUUCAACCACAUCCGCACUCCCUACUACGACAGAAUGUGCGGCUCUCAUCUUCAUCAACAGUGUCCGAGCGAGGGCGGUGAUUUCGACGACUUCCUGCAAGCCAAGGUGGAUAUGUUCAUCAAUGGGGAUAAAGAUUUCAUCUACAAGAAUGACAUCGAAAAGGUCUGGAGGGAAUAUCUACAGGAGGGACAGGCGAAGUUGUAG
This is a messenger RNA of Penicillium chermesinum, 1248 nucleotides long. RefSeq names its product FAD-binding monooxygenase. Gene Ontology annotation, molecular function: FAD binding. The record is from RefSeq and is a predicted model, not a curated record. Gene Ontology annotation, biological process: secondary metabolite biosynthetic process. NCBI's taxonomy places the organism in Eukaryota, Fungi, Ascomycota, Eurotiomycetes, Eurotiales, Aspergillaceae. The transcript is spliced from 5 exons. The coding region runs from base 1 to 1248 and encodes 415 amino acids.